CGAGGAGCGCGGGGCUGGGCCCGGGCCGCGGGAGCAGCGGGCGGCGGGAGCAGGUGGCGAGCGCCGCGCGGGCGGGCGGAGGCGGCCGCGGAAAGCGCCCGGCGCCCGGCGAGGACGCGGCGCGCUGCGGCAGGGCCCCCCGGGGAGCGGCCUCCCGGCCCGGGCAUGAGGCGCUGCGGGGACGGUCCGCGCCGCACGACCAGACGCCGCCGCCGCUGACCGGCCGGUGCCGGGAGCCCGGAGCGAUGCGGGGCCCGGCGGCCCGCGCCCCGCCUCCCGCGCCGCCGCCGCCUCUGCCGCUGCCGCCGCCGCCGCUGCUGCUGCUGCUGCUGCUGCUGCUGCCGCUGCCCCCGCUGCGGGGAGACCAAGUGGGGCCCUGCCGAGCCCUGGGCAGUGGCAGCCGCGGCUCCUCGGCUUCGGGGGCCUGCGAGCCGGUGGGCUGGCUCUGCCCGGCCUCGGGCUCCAACCUCUGGCUCUACACCAGCCGCUGUGACGAUGCGGGCUUGGAGCUGAGCGGCCACCUGGUGCCCCACCACUACGGUCUGCGGGUCUGGUGUCCGGAGGCCGGGGCGCACAUCCCCCUGCCGCCCGCGCCUGAAGGCUGUCUCUGGAGCUGCCGCCUGCUGGGGACCGGGGGGCAGCUCUCCCCGCAGGGCCAGCUCACGCUCCCCCACGAGCACCCGUGCCUCAAGGCCCCGCAGCUGCAGUGCCAGUCAUGCCAGCUGGGACCGGCCCCCGAGCGCCUGACUGGGGAGGGGGCCCCUGGGGGACGUCGGAAGAGGAACGUGAAUACAGCUCCCCAGUUCCAGCCCCCCAGCUACCAGGCCUCGGUACCCGAGAACCAGCCAGCCGGCACCCCCGUGGUUUCCCUGCGGGCCAUCGACCCGGACGAGGGCGAAGCGGGCCGCCUGGAGUACACCAUGGAUGCCCUCUUCGACAGCCGCUCCAAUCACUUCUUCUCCCUGGACCCGGUCACGGGCGCCGUGAGCACUGCUGAGGAGCUGGACCGCGAGACCAAGAGCACCCAUGUCUUCAGGGUGACCGCCCAGGACCAUGGGCUGCCCCGCCGCAGCGCCCUGGCCACACUCACCAUCCUGGUGACGGACACCAACGACCACGACCCUGUGUUUGAGCAGCAGGAGUACAAGGAGAGCCUCCGCGAGAACCUGGAGGUGGGCUACGAGGUGCUGACCGUGAGGGCUACUGAUGGUGAUGCGCCUCCCAAUGCCAACAUCCUCUACCGCCUGCUCGAGCGGCCUGGGCAUGGCCCCACUGACGUCUUUGAGAUUGACCCUCGCUCGGGUGUGAUCCGGACCCGCGGGCCCGUGGACCGGGAGGAGGUAGAAUCCUACCAGUUGACAGUGGAGGCAAGUGACCAGGGUCGGGACCCCGGGCCCCGGAGCGCCACAGCCGCCGUCUUCCUCUCCGUGGAAGAUGACAACGACAACGCCCCCCAGUUCAGUGAGAAGCGCUACGUGGUCCAGGUGCGGGAGGAUGUGACGCCGGGAGCCCCCGUGCUUCGGGUGACCGCCUCGGACAGGGACAAGGGCAGCAAUGCUCUGGUGCACUACAGCAUCAUGAGCGGCAAUGCCCGGGGGCAGUUUUACCUGGACGCACAGACCGGUGCCCUGGACGUGGUCAGCCCCCUGGACUACGAGACCACCAAGGAGUACACCCUUCGCAUCCGGGCGCAGGAUGGUGGCCGCCCUCCGCUCUCCAACGUGUCUGGCCUGGUGACCGUGCAGGUGCUGGACAUCAAUGACAAUGCCCCCAUCUUCGUCAGCACCCCUUUCCAGGCGACCGUGCUGGAAAGCGUCCCCCUGGGUUCCCAGGUCCUCCACGUGCAGGCCAUCGACGCCGAUGCCGGCGACAACGCCCACCUGGAGUACCGCCUGGCUGGCGUGGGGCCGGGCUUUCCCUUUGCCAUCAACAACGGCACGGGCUGGAUCUCAGUGGCUGCCGAGCUGGACCGCGAGGAGGUGGACUUCUACAGCUUUGGGGUGGAAGCUCGGGAUCAUGGCACGCCCGCACUCACGGCCUCGGCCAGUGUCAGUGUGACCAUCCUGGACGUCAACGACAACAACCCAGCCUUCACACAGCCGGAAUAUGCCGUGCGGCUCAACGAGGACGCCGCGGUGGGCACCAGUGUGGUGACGGUGUCAGCUGUGGACCGUGAUGCCCACAGUGUCAUCACCUACCAGAUCGCCAGCGGCAACACCCGCAACCGCUUCUCCAUCACCAGCCAGAGCGGCGGUGGGCUGGUGUCACUGGCGCUGCCGCUGGAUUACAAACUGGAACGGCAGUAUGUGCUGACCGUCACUGCCUCUGAUGGCACACGCCAGGACACGGCCCAGGUGGUGGUGAACGUCACUGACGCCAACACCCACCGGCCUGUCUUCCAGAGCUCCCACUACACCGUGAAUGUGAAUGAGGACCGGCCGGCCGGCACCACCGUGGUGCUUAUCAGUGCCACGGACGAGGACACAGGUGAGAAUGCCCGCAUCACCUACUUCAUGGAGGACAGCAUCCCCCAGUUCCGCAUCGAUGCUGACACGGGUGCGGUCACCACACAGGCGGAGCUGGACUACGAGGACCAGGUGUCCUACACUCUGGCCAUCACUGCCCGGGACAAUGGCAUCCCACAGAAGUCUGACACCACGUACCUAGAGAUUCUGGUGAACGACGUGAACGACAAUGCGCCCCAGUUCCUGCGGGACUCCUACCAGGGCAGCGUCUACGAGGACGUGCCCCCGUUCACCAGUGUCCUGCAGAUCUCUGCCACGGACCGGGACUCGGGCCUCAACGGUCGGGUCUUCUACACCUUCCAGGGGGGCAAUGAUGGGGACGGUGACUUCAUCGUGGAGUCCACGUCAGGUAUUGUGCGGACACUGCGCAGGCUCGACCGUGAGAAUGUGGCGCAGUAUGUGCUGCGGGCCUAUGCCGUGGACAAGGGCAUGCCCCCUGCACGCACGCCCGUGGACGUGGCGGUGGCAGUGCUGGACGUGAAUGACAACCCACCCGUCUUCGAGCACGACGAGUUUGACGUCUUCGUGGAAGAGAAUAGCCCCAUCGGGCUGGCCGUGGCCCGGGUCACGGCCACUGACCCAGACGAGGGCACCAAUGCCCAGAUCAUGUACCAGAUUGUGGAGGGCAAUAUCCCCGAGGUCUUCCAGCUGGACAUCUUCUCAGGGGAGCUGACUGCCUUGGUAGACCUGGACUAUGAGGACCGGCCUGAGUACGUCUUGGUGGUCCAGGCCACAUCGGCGCCUCUGGUGAGCCGAGCCACCGUCCAUGUCCGCCUGCUUGACCGAAACGACAACCCCCCUGCGCUGGGCAACUUCGAGAUCCUCUUCAACAACUAUGUCACCAACCGCUCCAGCAGCUUCCCUAGCGGUGCCAUCGGCCGCGUGCCCGCCCAUGACCCCGACGUCUCUGACAGCCUGACCUACAGCUUUGAGCGGGGCAAUGAGCUGAGCCUGGUGCUGCUCAAUGCGUCCACAGGCGAGCUGCGGCUGAGCCGGGCCCUGGACAACAAUCGGCCACUGGAGGCCAUCAUGAGCGUGCUGGUGUCCGAUGGCGUGCACAGCGUGACGGCCCAGUGUGCACUGCGCGUCACCAUCAUCACAGACGAGAUGCUCACGCACAGCAUCACGCUGCGCCUGGAGGACAUGUCGCCCGAGCGCUUCCUGUCACCGCUGCUGGGCCUCUUCAUCCAGGCGGUGGCCGCCACGCUGGCCACACCUCCCGACCACGUGGUGGUCUUCAACGUGCAGCGGGACACGGACGCACCUGGCGGGCGCAUCCUCAACGUGAGCCUGUCGGUGGGGCAGCCGCCAGGGCCCGGGGGCGGGCCGCCCUUCCUGCCCUCCGAGGACCUGCAGGAGCGCCUCUACCUCAACCGCAGCCUGCUCACGGCCAUCUCGGCCCAGCGCGUGCUGCCCUUCGACGACAACAUCUGCCUGCGCGAGCCCUGCGAGAACUACAUGCGCUGUGUGUCCGUGCUGCGCUUCGACUCGUCGGCGCCCUUCAUCGCCUCCUCGUCCGUGCUCUUCCGGCCCAUCCACCCAGUGGGUGGCCUGCGCUGCCGGUGCCCGCCGGGCUUCACGGGUGACUACUGCGAGACCGAGGUGGACCUGUGCUACUCCCGGCCCUGCGGGGCGCACGGCCGCUGCCGCAGCCGCGAGGGCGGUUACACCUGCCUGUGCCGCGACGGCUACACGGGCGAGCACUGUGAGGUGAGUGCCCGCUCAGGCCGCUGCACCCCUGGUGUCUGCAAGAACGGGGGCACCUGCGUCAACCUGCUGGUGGGCGGCUUCCGGUGCACCUGCCCACCAGGAGACUUCGAGAAGCCGUACUGCCGCGUGACCACACGCAGCUUCCCUGCCCGCUCCUUCAUCACCUUCCGAGGCCUGCGCCAGCGCUUCCACUUCACCCUGGCACUCUCGUUUGCCACCAAGGCUCGCGACGGGCUGCUAUUGUACAACGGGCGCUUCAACGAGAAGCAUGACUUUGUGGCCCUCGAGGUGAUCCAGGAGCAGGUCCAGCUCACCUUCUCUGCAGGGGAAGCCACCACCACCGUGUCCCCAUUCGUGCCCGGAGGGGUCAGUGAUGGCCAGUGGCACACAGUGCAGCUGAAGUACUACAAUAAGCCCCUGCUGGGCCAGACCGGGCUACCACAAGGCCCAUCUGAGCAGAAGGUGGCCGUGGUGACCGUCGAUGGCUGUGACUCGGGGGUGGCCUUGCGCUUCGGAGCUUCCCUGGGCAACUACUCCUGUGCUGCCCAGGGCACCCAAGGAGGCAGCAAGAAGUCUCUGGACCUGACAGGGCCCCUGCUGCUGGGCGGGGUUCCUGACCUGCCUGAGAGCUUCCCGGUGCGCACGAGGCACUUUGUGGGGUGCAUGAGGAACCUGCAGGUGGACAGCCGGCAUGUGGACAUGGCUGAUUUCAUCGCCAACAACGGCACUGAGCCGGGCUGCCCUGCCAAGAAGAACGUGUGCGACAGCAACUCCUGCCACAAUGGGGGCACGUGUGUGAAUGAGUGGGACGCCUUCAGCUGCCAGUGCCCCCUGGGCUUCGGGGGCAAGAGCUGUGCCCAGGAAAUGGCCAACCCACAGCGCUUCCUGGGCAGCAGCCUCGUGGCCUGGCAGGGUCUCUCGCUGCCCAUCUCCCAGCCCUGGCAUCUCAGCCUCAUGUUCCGCACGCGCCAGGCCAGUGGUGUUCUCCUGCAGGCCGUCACCAGGGGGCGCAGCACAAUCACGCUGCAGCUGCGUGAUGGCCACGUGGUGCUGAGCGUGGAGGGCACGGGGCUCCAGGCCUCAUCUCUACAUUUGGACGCUGGCCGGGCCAACGAUGGUGACUGGCACCACACUCAGCUGUCCUUGGGAGCCAGCGGGGGCCCGGGCCAUGCCAUUUUGUCCUUCGACUAUGGGCAGCAGCGGGCCGAGGGCAACCUGGGACCCCGGCUGCACGGGCUGCAUCUGAGUAACAUCACAGUGGGUGGUGUGCCUGGGGCAGCUGGUGGUGUGGCCCGCGGCUUCCGGGGCUGCAUGCAAGGUGUGCGGGUCAGCGAGACCCCUGAGGGUGUCAGCAGCCUGGACCCUGGGCGAGGGGAGAGCACCAAUGUGGAGCCGGGCUGCAGCCUGCCAGACCCCUGCGACUCCAGCCCAUGCCCUGCCAACAGCUUCUGCAGCGAUGACUGGGACAGUUACUCCUGCAGCUGUGACCCAGGUUACUACGGUGACAAUUGCACGAACGUGUGUGACCUGAACCCAUGUGAACACCAGUCAAUAUGCACCCGGAAGGCCAGCGCCCUGCAUGGCUACACCUGCGAAUGUCCCCCAAACUACCUGGGGCCCUAUUGCGAGACCAGGAUUGACCAGCCUUGCCCUCGAGGCUGGUGGGGACACCCGACCUGUGGUCCCUGCAACUGCGAUGCCAGCAAAGGCUUUGACCCUGACUGCAACAAGACCAGCGGCGAGUGUCACUGCAAGGAGAACCACUACCGGCCCCCCAGCAGCCCCACCUGCCUCCUGUGUGACUGCUACCCCACGGGCUCCCUGUCCCGAGUCUGUGACCCUGAAGACGGCCAGUGUCCCUGCAAGCCGGGCGUCAUCGGGCGCCAGUGUGACCGCUGUGACAACCCAUUUGCUGAAGUUACCACCAACGGCUGUGAAGUGAACUACGACAGCUGCCCGAGAGCCAUCGAGGCGGGAAUCUGGUGGCCCCGAACCCGCUUUGGGCUGCCCGCUGCCGCCCCCUGCCCCAAAGGCUCCUUUGGGACCGCCGUGCGCCACUGUGACGAGCACAGGGGCUGGCUGCCCCCCAACCUCUUCAAUUGCACUUCCAUCACCUUCUCAGAACUAAAGGGUCUGGCGGAGCGGCUGCAGAGGAACGAGUCGGGCCUGGACUCAGGGCGCUCCCAGCGGCUGGCCCUGCUCCUGCGCAACGCCACACAGCACACAGCUGGCUACUUCGGCAGCGACGUCAAGGUGGCCUACCAGCUGGCCACACGGCUGCUGGCCCAUGAGAGCGCGCAGCGGGGCUUCGGGCUGUCUGCCACGCAGGACGUGCACUUCACUGAGAAUCUGCUGCGGGUGGGCAGCGCACUCCUGGACGCAGCCAACAGACGGCACUGGGAGCUGAUCCAGCAGACGGAGGGCGGCACCGCCUGGCUGUUGCAGCACUAUGAGGCCUACGCCAGCGCCCUGGCCCAGAACAUGCGCCGCACCUACCUGAGCCCCUUCACCAUCGUCACCCCCAACAUCGUCAUCUCCGUGGUGCGCCUGGACAAGGGCAACUUCGCGGGCGCCAAGCUGCCGCGCUACGAGGCGCUGCGGGGCGAGCGGCCCCCCGACCUGGAGACCGCCGUCAUUCUGCCCGAGUCCGUCUUCAGAGAAACGCCGCUGGUGCUCAGGCCCGCGGGCCCCGGCGAGGCUCCAGAGGCAGAGGAGCUGGCGCGGCGGCAGCGGCGGCACCCGGAGCUGAGUCAGGGCGAGGCCGUGGCCAGCGUCCUCAUCUACCGCACGCUGGCCGGCCUGCUGCCCCACAACUAUGACCCUGACAAGCGGAGCCUGAGGGUCCCCAAGCGGCCCGUUAUCAACACGCCCGUGGUGAGCAUCAGCGUCCAUGACGACGAGGAGCUGCUACCCCGCGCCCUGGACAAGCCCGUGACCGUGCAGUUCCGGCUGCUGGAGACUGAGGAGCGCACCAAGCCCAUCUGUGUCUUCUGGAACCAUUCCAUCCUGGUGAGCGGCACCGGAGGCUGGUCGGCCCGAGGCUGUGAGGUUGUCUUCCGAAAUGAGAGCCACGUCAGCUGCCAGUGCAACCACAUGACAAGCUUUGCCGUACUCAUGGACGUGUCCCGGCGGGAGAAUGGGGAGAUCCUGCCGCUGAAGACGCUGACUUACGUGGCCCUCGGAGUCACCUUGGCAGCCUUGCUGCUCACCUUCCUUUUCCUCUCCGUGCUGAGGGCCCUGCGCUCCAACCAGCACGGCAUCCGCCGCAACCUGACAGCUGCGCUGGGCCUGGCGCAGCUGGUCUUCCUCCUCGGCAUCAACCAGGCCGACCUCCCUUUUGCCUGCACAGUCAUCGCCAUCCUGCUGCACUUCCUGUACCUGUGCUCCUUCUCGUGGGCGCUGCUGGAGGCCCUGCACCUAUACCGUGCCCUCACCGAGGUGCGGGACGUCAACUCGGGCCCCAUGCGCUUCUACUACAUGCUGGGCUGGGGUGUGCCCGCCUUCAUCACAGGUCUCGCUGUGGGCCUGGACCCCGAGGGCUACGGGAACCCUGACUUCUGCUGGCUGUCCAUCUACGAUACACUCAUCUGGAGUUUCGCCGGGCCUGUGGCCUUUGCUGUCUCGAUGAGUGUCUUCCUAUACAUCCUGGCGGCCCGAGCAUCCUGCGCGGCUCAGCGGCAGGGCUUCGAGAAGAAAGGUCCCGUCUCGGGCCUGCGGCCCUCCUUCGCGGUCCUGCUGCUGCUAGGUGCCGCCUGGCUGCUGGCGCUGCUCUCCGUCAACAGCGACACCCUCCUCUUCCACUACCUCUUUGCCGCCUGCAACUGCGUCCAGGGCCCCUUCAUCUUCCUCUCCUACGUGGUGCUCAGCAAGGAGGUCCGGAAGGCGCUCAAGUUUGCCUGCAGCCGCAAGCCCAGCCCCGACCCUGCCCUCACCACCAAAUCCACACUGACCUCGUCCUACAACUGCCCCAGUCCCUACGCCGACGGGCGGCUGUACCAGCCCUAUGGGGACUCGGCCGGUUCCUUGCACAGUGCCAGCCGCUCCGGCAAGAGCCAGCCCAGCUACAUCCCCUUCUUGCUGAGGGAGGAGUCCACGCUGACCCCCGGCCAGGGGCCCCCCAGCCUUGUGGACCCGGGAGGCCUGUUUCUGGAGGGGCAGGAGCAGCAGCACGACCCUGACACCGACUCCGACAGUGACCUGUCCCUGGAUGAUGACCAGAGCGGGUCGUACGCCUCCACGCAUUCGUCGGACAGCGAGGAGGAGGAGGAGGAGGGGGCCGCCUUCCCUGGGGACCCGGGCUGGGAUAGCCUACUGGGGCCUGGUGCUGAGCGGCUGCCCCUGCCCCGUCCUGCCAAGGGUGCGCCCCAGCGAGAAGGUGGGGUGGCCGGGGCUACCUGCCGCCUGCCCAUGCCUCAUCUCUUCCUUGCUCCCCUAGAGGGGGGCCCUGGCUCUGCCAAGGUCCCCUGGCCAGGAGACUUUGGGGCGGCAGUGAAGGAAAGUGGAGGCAUCGGGGUCCCCGAGGAGCGGCUGCGGGAGAAUGGGGACGUGCUCCCUCGGGAGGGCCCCCUGGGGCCCCUGCCUGGCCCUGCGGCGCAGCCUCACAAAGGCAUCCUCAAGAAGAAGUGUCUGCCCGGGGCCGUUGGGGAGAAGAGCAGCCUCCUGCGGCUGCCCCUGGAGCAGGCCACGGCGUCCUCCCGGGGCUCCUCAGCCAGUGAGGGCAGCCGCGCGCCCCCACCCCGGCCCCCGCCCCGCCAGAGCCUCCAGGAGCAGCUGAAUGGGGUCAUGCCCAUCGCCAUGAGCAUCAAGGCGGGCACCGUGGACGAGGACUCUUCCGGCUCUGAAUUUCUCUUCUUUAACUUCCUGCAUUAACCCUGGGCCGCGGUCUCUCCACCCCGGCGCCGCGCCCCCCGCUGCACUCACGCCCGCUCCUGUCUUGUGCUUUAUCCCGCCCCUGCUCUCACCGCUGCCCGCCGCCUACACAGCGCUGAAACGUCCAUCUGAGGAGCCCGGGCCUUGCCGGGAGGGGGUAUCCUCCCCCCAGCCCCGGCCGUCUAGUGCCAACUCCCCCCACCCACCAUCCCCUCACUGCACUUUGGACCCCUGGGGCCAACAUCUCCAAGACAAAGUUUUUCAGAAAAGAGGAAAAAGAAAAGAUUUAAAAAAAAAAAAAAAAAAAGGAUCUCUACUCGUCAUGACUUCAGGGAUUGAGUUUUUUUAUACGCUGGAAACUGACGCCCCUUUCCCUCCCCAAAGACGAUAGGACCUUCCUGGAUGCUUUCCAGCCUCUCCUCAGUUUCCCAUCAGCUGUGCCUCUGGGAGGAGAGGGGUCCCGGGGGGCCCUGCCCCCCCACCCCUCUGAUGCCAUCACCAAAAGCAAAGGACGAAGCCACGUGCGCCCAGGGCAGGGUGCCCUGCAGGCCACCCCCUGGGCAGGGACUUGUGCCCCAUGCCACGCCCCCAGCCUCCCAGGAACUGGAAAAGCCCGUCCUCCAGGGGGGCCAGAAGGACUCAGCACCCCGGGAUCCCCAAAUGCUGCAUGAACACAUUGUGAGGGGGAAGCCCCACCCCGGGAGCCACCCGCCCUGUCCUAUCCCUGGACUCUGGGUGCACUGCUGCCCAGGCAUUUGCUCAGUUCGCUGACCCCAAAGUGCUUCAUGGGGCCGCCGGGAAGGCCCCGCAUGUGUUCUGUUGCGCUUCUUUGCAGGGGGGGUGGAGGGGAUGGGGAGGAAGGGGAAAGUGGUCUCAAGCACAGGGUUCAGGUCUGGGUUCCGGUGUGCAUGCACCUCUCGCCCCGCCCGCCCCAAGAGCAGACUGACCCCCGUUUUGUCUGACCCGCCAUGGCCUCUGAGACAUGUUCUAUUUUUAACCCCUUCUUGGAAUUGGCUCUCUUCUUCAAAGGAUCAGUCCUGCUCCUCUUUGUCCACACCACCUCCCCUCCCUGCCCCCUGCGAAGAGAGAGUUAAUAUAUAUAUAUAUUUUUAUUUAUUUGCUUUUUUUUGUUGGGAGGAGUUCCUGUCAGGGUCCCAGAGGCCCAAUGUGGCUGUGGCAGGCCUGGUGUGUCCUCAGCAUCCUGGCGCAGGGGUCCCCAGGCCCUGCCCUUAAGCUCCAGGCUGUCAUCGCCUACCUGUCUGUCCCCACCACACAUACCCCCGUUUUUUGCCAAUGCUCCUCACAGGAGCCCCCCACUGACACUGAGCAUGUAUCCCAAACUUACCACCUGCCCUCUGAAGCCAGUGGCUAGAAAUCAGAGGCUCUGGGCAGAAAAGCCCACGUCAUCUCUUGGCUCCCCUGCGUGGACCCUCCCCUUACCCUCGCCCCUCAGCAAUUCCUGCAAAGGGUUAAAAAUUUAACUGGUUUUUACUACUGAUGACUUAAGAAAUACAAAGAUGCUGGAUGCUAACUUGAUACUAACCAUCAGAUUGUACAAUUUGUUACUGUAAAUAAGGUAGAGUUCUGUGUGGUGUUCUGUUCUCAUUUCCUCCUACUACCGAAUAAACUAGUUCUGUGCA
Molecule: messenger RNA, 10744 nt
Organism: Sorex araneus (European shrew)
Lineage: Eukaryota; Metazoa; Chordata; Mammalia; Eulipotyphla; Soricidae
Gene: CELSR2
Product: cadherin EGF LAG seven-pass G-type receptor 2
Exons: 33
Coding region: 246-9104 (2952 amino acids)
Biological process (GO): homophilic cell-cell adhesion; cell surface receptor signaling pathway; G protein-coupled receptor signaling pathway
Cellular component (GO): plasma membrane
Molecular function (GO): calcium ion binding; G protein-coupled receptor activity
Source: RefSeq, a predicted model, not a curated record